AUGGCUAAAAACAUUGACCCCCAGAAACUGCCCGCGUUUCCCCCGCUCGAAACAGUCGAGCAGCUCAUCCUCCACCAGAAGAAGGGAAACUGCGUCCCCGUCUAUGUCCAGCUCCCCGCGGACCUCCUCACCCCCGUCAUGGCCUACCUCCGCAUCGCAAAGGACUCAAAGUACAGCUUCCUCCUCGAAUCUGUCAUUUCCGGCGAGAACAUCGCCCGCUACAGCUUCAUCGGCUCAGAUCCCUUCAAGGUAAUCAAGACCGGCCCCAACGAGGAGAUCACCGGCGACCCCAUGCUCGCCCUCCAGCGCGAGCUCGCCGUCUACCGCUACGUCAAGCUCCCCGAGGUCCCCACUUUCACCGGCGGUGCAAUCGCCUACGUCGCCUACGACGCCAUCCAGCAUUUCGAGCCCAAGACCGCCCGCCCGCUCGACGACAACCUCCACAUCCCCGAGGCCGUCUUCAUGCUCGUCGACACCAUCCUCAUCUACGACCACCUCUUCCAGAACGUCAAGAUCGUCUCCCACGUCUUCUGCCCCGACAACGUCGGCCCCGCCAACCUCUCCUUCACCUACCAGACCGCCGUCGCCAAGGCCCGCAGGCUCGCCCGCGUCGUCCUCCAGACCGCCACCCCGGAGGUGCCCCAGCCCCCGAUUUCCCUCGGCGCGGACGCCGUGUCCAACGUCGGCAAGGAGGGCUACGAGCGCUUCGUGUCUACCCUCAAGGAGCACAUCGUCGCCGGCGACAUCAUCCAGGCCGUGCCCUCCCAGCGCCUCCAGCGCCCCACCCAGCUCCACCCGUUCAACGCGUACCGCACCCUCCGCCAGAUCAACCCGAGCCCGUAUAUGUUCUACCUCGACUGCGGCAGCCUGCAGCUCGUCGGCGCGAGCCCAGAGACACUCUGCAAGGUCGAGGACAACAAGGUGUACAACCACGCGAUCGCGGGCACGACGAAGCGCGGAAAGACCGCGGAAGAGGACGAGCGGCUCGGGCAGGAGCUGCUGGGGUCGGAAAAGGACCGCGCGGAGCACAUCAUGCUCGUCGACCUCGCGCGCAACGACGUGAACCGCGUCUGCCAGCCCAAGACGGUCAAGGUCGACCACCUGAUGCAGCUCGAGAAGUUCAGCCACGUGAUCCACCUCACGUCGCAGGUGUCGGGCAUGCUGCGCGACGGGCUCACGCGGUUCGACGCGUUCCGGUCGAUCUUCCCCGCGGGGACGGUCUCGGGCGCGCCGAAGAUCAAGGCGAUCGAGCUCGUGUACGAGCUCGAGCAGGAGCGCCGCGGCGUGUACGCGGGCGCGGUCGGGCGGUUCGACUUUGCGGAGGACGAGAUGGACACGUGCAUCGCGAUCCGGACGAUGCUGUUCCAGGGCGGCAUGGCGUACCUGCAGGCGGGCGGCGGGAUCGUGCACGACAGCGUGGAGGAGGACGAGUACCAGGAGACGAUCAACAAGCUGCAGGGCAACGUGCGCGCGCUCGAGGCGGCUGAAAAGUAUUGGUACGACAUACAGCGGAACCGGCCAAAGGGGCCGCCAUAGGGGUGAGAGCGAAGGGGUGGGUGUGCGAGUAGAAUACGCGAGCGUGUAUUAUCGUAGUGGGACCAAAAAAAGACAAAAGCUAUGUGUACGUGAGCGAGACGUGCCUCGCCCUGCGCUGCCUUUGCUCCUCCCUGCGGGCCUCGGCCUCCUCCUUGAGUGCGACGCCCUCCCUGCCGGCGAUGCUGAGGACGCCGGCGAUGAGCUCCGCGACGCGGGUGCUCUCGUCGUUGGCGGGGAUGGGGUACAUGACGAUGCGCGGGUCGACGUUGGUGUCGAUGAUGGCGACGGUGGGCACGUGCUCGAUCGCGCACUCGCGGAUGGCGUGGAGGUUCGGGAUCGGGUUGAGGAAGACGACGAGGUCGGGGGUGACGCGCUCCGCGCGGGCGACGUCUGGGCCGAAGAACUGGAUGCGGUUCGUGAGCGUGCCCGGGAGCCACUUCUCGCCGACGUGGAAGCCCUGGGGGCCGAGGCGCGCGGCGGCGCGGCGGACGCACGCGCGGAGGUCGGGGCGGGUGCCGACGAAGAGGACGGUGCCGUCGCGGGCGGCGACGGCGCGGACGAGGGCGGCGGCGCGGCGGAGCAUGGGGAGGGUGCGCUCGAGGUCGAUGACGGUGACGCCGGCGCGGGUGCCGUACGCGUAGGGCACGAAGUUGGGGUUGAGGAGCGCGCGCGAGUGGCCGAGGUGCGCGCCGG
Molecule: messenger RNA, 2229 nt
Organism: Heterobasidion irregulare TC 32-1
Lineage: Eukaryota; Fungi; Basidiomycota; Agaricomycetes; Russulales; Bondarzewiaceae
Exons: 6
Coding region: 1-1536 (511 amino acids)
Biological process (GO): L-tryptophan biosynthetic process
Molecular function (GO): anthranilate synthase activity
Source: RefSeq, a predicted model, not a curated record